This is a messenger RNA of Penicillium brevicompactum, 807 nucleotides long. Its product is annotated as orotate phosphoribosyltransferase. Gene Ontology annotation, cellular component: cytoplasm. The coding region runs from base 1 to 807 and encodes 268 amino acids. The record is from RefSeq and is a predicted model, not a curated record. Lineage: Eukaryota; Fungi; Ascomycota; Eurotiomycetes; Eurotiales; Aspergillaceae. The transcript has a single exon. Gene Ontology annotation, molecular function: orotate phosphoribosyltransferase activity. Gene Ontology annotation, biological process: pyrimidine nucleotide biosynthetic process; pyrimidine ribonucleoside biosynthetic process; 'de novo' pyrimidine nucleobase biosynthetic process.
AUGUCUGCCGCUCCUACCCCAGCUGCUGGCCAGGACUACAAGUCCAGCCUGCUCGACACCCUCAUCCGCAAGAAGGUCCUCGCGUUCGACCACACAUACACCUUGAAGUCCGGCCGUGAAUCGCCCUACUUCUUCAACUCCUCCCUUCUCCACACCGCACCCCUGCUACGCGCUACCUCGUCCGCAUACGCUAGUGUUAUUUCCUCCCCUCCCUUUGUCGACGAUCUCGGCAAGCCUACCUUCGACAUUAUCUUCGGACCCGCAUACAAGGGUAUUCCCAUCUGCGCAGCUGCCAUCAACGAGCUGGCGGUACGGGACCAUCUCUCAGGAACCAACAAUUGGGACAAUGUCAGCUACUCUUUCAAUCGGAAGGAGGCCAAGAGUCAUGGUGAGGGUGGAAGUAUCGUUGGCGCCCCUCUGAUGAUCCCAGAGGACCAGCGGGAGAACACUCCUCCGAAGCGCGUCGUCAUUGUCGACGAUGUCAUCACUGCCGGUACCGCCAUUACUGAGGCCAUCAACAUUAUCAAGAAAAACGGGGCUGUGCUUGUUGGCAUUGUCGUCUUGCUGGACCGGGAGGAGCUUGGGCCAGGAGAGAACGAAACCAGGAGUGCUAUUGGUGCCCUCCAGAGCAAGCUCCCAACCCUGCUCCAUGACCAGUAUAACCACGAGGACGAAGAGAAGAGACAGGAGGUCCAUGUUCGUUCUGUGCUUGGUCUGCAUGAUCUGAUCGAUCACCUCGAUGAGAAGGAUCACGAAAACGAUAUUAAGCGUCUGAAGGCAUACCGUGAGAAGUGGGGUGCUCAGUAG